AUGGCCAUAUACAAUAGCGUUUUCAACUAUAUAACACGUACCUCAUACGCUGCCUGCUCUGAGAAACUCCAAAAGGAACUUGAAGAUGCACGUCAAGAAUACGAACAAUCUGACCAUUUCUUCAUCCCUGAGGAUAUCAAAGAAAAAACCAUAACACGGGAUGCAAUAGUUCACGCCAUUCGGGCAGGGCAGUCAGCAAGCCAGCGACCCGAAAGACCGCAGCUGGUUGAUGAUGUCUAUGGAAAUGCAAAAAAUUUGUUCUCGAUAUUGGCGUACAUGAAGAAAGGCAGUGAGAUCCGCGACUUCAUGGACGAGGGAAUAUCAGAUGAGGAUUUACCUUUCGAGCGCUUACGAACAGGAGGCAAAGACAUGUUUUCUAUGCGGCGAAAGGAAGGACGGAAGAUAGAAACAUUGGAGCGAUGGAACCCCAAAGAUCGAGAAGAGCUCAGUCGAGUGCAGUGGUACAUGCUGUCACCGGUGUUCCACUCCAGGCAACAUUACAAGCUGCACGACAAUGUUGUCCGACCAUUUGUUGCUCUAAAUCCAGAAGAACGGGAACAGCAUCAUCCAACAGGAGGAGGCUACAGCAACGUUUUCAUAACCCGCAUCCAUAGCGCACAUCACAAAUUUCAUUCCAUCUGGCCCUCCACAGAACUCGAGCUGAAGGUUGCCAUUAAAGAGCUUUUGAGUCCGAAACGAGCUGAUUUUGAUAAAGAAAAGGGCAUACUUCUGGACAUCGGAAAUGACGGACACUCGCACCCUAAUCUGGUGAAACUCUUAGCAAGUUUUGAACAGAACAGGAAAUUCUACCUGAUUUUUCCCUGCGCAAAUUCCAACUUACGGGAAUACUGGAAUAACCGGCAAGGGCCAAUCUCAGAUAAGGAGACAAUUCUAUGGGCAUUAAAGCAAAUGAAAGGCAUUGCAGAAGCACUGGACAAGAUCCACAACUUCGCGGUCACCAUGCCUCUCGGCGUGGAAGGCGGAGUCCGCAUUCCCCAGGAUGGAGUGAAGCUCAGCGUUAAAAGGGGUGAAGAGAAGUUCGGUCGACACGGUGACAUCAAACCGGAGAACAUCUUGUGGUUCGAACAUGCACCCGGCUCCGACUCCGAUGGUCAAGCCGGAAUCCUUCAAAUUGCAGAUUUUGGCCUAGGUCGUUUCCACGGACGCGAUUCGCGGACAGAACCAUGGCCUCACAACGUGGUCGGCUCUCCCACGUACGAACCUCCCGAAUGCGAGUUACACUGCCCUGUUUCACGCGCAUACGAUCUCUGGGGUCUCGGCUGCCUCUAUCUGGAAUUUGCUACCUGGAUUCUGAUGGGGAACGAGGCCAUAGGGCAAUUCUCAACUUGUCGCGACCGACAAUCUAGCUUGUAUCCUCAGCUGACUGACGAUCACUUCUUCACUAUUAUACGAGACGAAUUCAACGGACAGCAGAAGGCUGUGGUGCGUGAAGGCGUGACGAAAUGGGUCUGUGACCUUCACGCCCACGAAAGUUGUUCGCAGUUUCUUCAUGACCUCUUGAAACUCAUUAUGGACAGCCUUCUCCAACCCGAUGCAGCACACCGAAUAGAGUCGAAGGAUCUUUGUUCUAAGUUCGAAAGUUUCCUUGUCAAGGCCGCUGAGGACAACUAUCUCUGCGCAUCUAAUCCAUGA
Molecule: messenger RNA, 1653 nt
Organism: Aplosporella prunicola CBS 121167
Lineage: Eukaryota; Fungi; Ascomycota; Dothideomycetes; Botryosphaeriales; Aplosporellaceae
Exons: 2
Coding region: 1-1653 (550 amino acids)
Biological process (GO): peptidyl-serine phosphorylation; peptidyl-threonine phosphorylation
Molecular function (GO): protein serine/threonine kinase activity; ATP binding
Source: RefSeq, a predicted model, not a curated record